CGUUCGCUACAUCAGCCUGGAUUCUGAUCAGCCCAAUGCGGAACCUCCGAGAGUCCUCGCAGUCAAAGUGAAUUCGGAUGAAAAAGGCUUUGUGGUAGUCUACUUUCUUCUUUAAAGAAGUACAGCCUUCGCUUGCUCUGUGUUUUUCCUAGUAAAUAAUAAGUCAACUACAUCUGACGGUAAAGGUAAAAAUACAUAGAUAAUCUUUUUACUGUAUGUAAUCUUUGUCAUAAUUGUCAUCCUUACCACGCGUGUGUGGAUGUUCAGUCCGAGGAUGGAAUAAUCUACGCCCAGACUCAUUUUCCUAUCCCAAAGUAGAAGUACUUUAGGAUACUUGUUGAUAGUUGCCCUUUUCUCUUUUAUAUCUUCCUCUGUCUGGUCUGUCUUUUUUCUAGUUAGGUCGGCUCCACCACAAUUUAUAUAAAGCGAACAUGAGUGAAUGAAUGUGUUGGACCACAAGAACACAGGCCUCCGCGCCUUGGUUCGUUUCUCAGUGGAAACACAAAGUCAGUAUCUUGAAUGCAAGCAAAUCUUGAUACUCCUGCCUGAGACUUGCGAUCUCUGGCUGGUGUAGUCCCUGUUUGGUUCAUUGGGUAAGAUGAAUCAUACAUCAGCACCAUAAGCAUGUCAGAAGGGAUCGGACUGAACAUGCAUCGUGCGACUAGGAUCAGUACACACGUACCUAGUCUACGCGUUGAUCAUUAUGAUUAUGCACUGAAUGCGCAUUGAGUGUGCAUUGGAAGUAGCAUUCAUGAUCAUUGACAUUCAUGUCUUGUGAGAUCAUCCCGAUGACAGUCGAGCGCGAGGCUUUGUGCGAGCCACUGAGAACAGAACGCCACGACAUCCGAGAGGCUUGAACCAUACAUGACCAACACCCCUCCUCAAUCGAUGCGGGUCGAAGUCCGUCUCACGUGACCGCCUCACUGUGUGUUGGGUCACGGUAAUCACAUCUCUUGUUUAGUGUAUGUGACUUGGCUACGGUGGUUUAGAAACCGAAAUAAACCGAAUAUAUUACGCUAUAAUAAGCUAAAUCAUCCCCAUCUGUUUCAUCAUCAGAGGAAUCACAAUUAUCUUCUUUACAUGUAGUUAUCGGGUUAUCUAUGUGGUGUAGGAUAAGUCUACGCUGAGUGGCACUGCAGGUUAGUUUCGAAAGUGGGUCUGCCUUCAUCAAGUUGGUAGGGCAGAGCACGAUCUUACUAGCAGCGUCGCGUACUCUUAGAUAACGUAAAGCAUAGCGUCUACUUUUAGGGCGAGUGUCUGUUGCUUUGGCUGUUGUGAUCGCAGACUGGUUGUCUAUCCACAAUACAGCAUUGUCUAAGGAGGGAGACAAGCCGUUCUGUGUGUGUACCAACUGAGUUGGAAGAGGCCUAUCGAAGUCUGUGAAGUCAUGCAUCUCACUGAGCACUAUCGUGUCAGAGGCUGCAAUAUACUCACUUUCAGCCGUUGAGUAGGCUCUAGCCGUUUGUCUGUUACUUCUCCAUGCUAUGGGUGUACCUUUGUAGUACAUUAUGGAGCCGCUAGCACUCCUCAUUGUUUUGAUGCAGUUCGCGAAACCAGCAUCACUGAAUAUGUUUACUUCUGGCAUGUCUCUGCCUUCUGGUAGAAGUUUCUCAUAUAUUUUGUUGAAUUCUUCUUCCUUUUCUGGUGAGUAUUCUACUCCUUGGUCUUUUGUUGACACCAGGCAUUUUAGGACUUUCUUGGCUGCUUUGGCCAUUCUUGUUGACGUGGGUUUGCUGACAUGUCUAGCCAACGCUGCUACCGGAGCAGAGAUAUCCGGGCGCGCAGUUACAGCUACCCAUAGUAAGGCACCAACUACCUCACGAAAGGGAUACCCAUCAACUAUCUUGAUCCCGUCUUCAAGAAAAGUUGUUUCGUCAAAAUUGGGCGAGUAAACCGGUUUCCCUAGUUGAGCUUCAUACUUCUUAGCAAUUUUAUCGAUGUACUGCUCCAUGCACAGUCUGAACGACUUAGCUUCACGGCCAUAGUACACGAUCGCACCUAAGAAGUCGAACUUUAGCCAUUCGAGACCCCAGGGGGUUAGAAUUGACUCGACUUCAAUCGCACGGCCUGGAGCACGUGUGAAAAUGAGGUCUAGUUCGGUCUUGAGCUCAUCUUGGUCAGGACCUGUAGCAAGAUUGUCAUCUACAUAGACAGACAUCUUCAGGAACUUCCCCGGUGCUUUGCUGCUCGGUUUGCGCCACAAUCCAGGCGCAGAAGUACACGGUUCCCAACCAAGACUGGCUAGAGUCUCGCGAUACCUCUUGAACCAUGCUCGUGGUGCGUCCUUCAAGCCGUAGAGAGCUUUCUUGAGCUUCACGAUCUCGUAUCCGUGCUGCUUCGCCCAGAUGGGUGGAAGACGGCAGUAGACAUCUCGAUCGCGUUCGGCAUUGAGGAACGCUGAAUCUAAAUCGAACGGGAUCACAUAGUCCCCUUCUGACGCAGCAGAAGUGAGGAGCAACCUAUUAGCGGCAUGUGAUACCACGGGAGCAAAGGUGUUUAGCUCUCCCGAACGAUCUAAAUUACCGAGUACACAGGCUCUUGCCUUGUAUUUUCCACAUCUCUUUCGUGUUAGUAUGAUGGCAAUUGGUAGAGCCCGUAACGCGGUUGCUAGCUGCUCGUCAGUAGCUUCUUCCCACGUUUUAAAGGCUAGUAGUCUCGCAUGCUCCAUGUCAAUGACUUCCUUCCACUUUUCAGCUUCAGGACUCUUUAAUGCAUUGGCAACGGACAGUAUCACAUGUGACUCGACGAUUUCCUCAUCUUCGUCUAUCUCACACGUGCCACCAAUAGCACUUGCGAACAGCGCUAAACUCUUUCUGAGUUCUUCCAUCUGUUUCUUUGUUCUACGAAUCCUUCCUCCAGCCUUGUCCUUGGCUCCUUUCGGUCGGCCACGCUUCUUGCCGUGUGUAUGGCGUUCGCCUGCCACAACACGUGCGGGAGAUAGCGCUUUCGAUCUAGUCGGACUAGGUGAGUCAGAGAUCCGAUCCUUCGUUUCAACUUUCCCCUCCUCAAGUGAAGCACCUUUAGGAGAGUCAGUCACGUCGGAUUCAGCCUUCUUGUCUAAGGUUUCAACAUAUAGUUCUUCGGGAAUGCCGGUCGGUCCACCUGAGGUGCGCUCCGUGCCAGAGAACCCCGAUUGCUGAUCCAGCCUUUGCACUGACUGCCCAAUCAAGGGGGAGCCCAGCGACGACGCUCCACACUGCAAGUUUUCCAGUUCAUCGCACUCAUAGUAAAAGCCCUUUCUAUCUGGCGUUAGCCAGUCUAUGUCCUUUAUUAGAUAGUCCUCUCUGAACUUGACAUCUAAGGUAGAGUAUUCCGCCCAUCGAUAUCCAAGCUUGCAACGAUCGUCAUGAGCGAAAGUAGCAACCAACCAACCAGACGACUUCGGACAGAGUCCAAGGAAGACGCCACGGCGAUAUUUGGCCGAGAGCUUGGGUUCAGGAGUGUUGGCUUGGAUUUGUUCACGAAAGUAAACAAGACAACCAAAUCGGCGGAGCAUGCCGAUUUUGCUUUUGGAAGAAUUUCUACCAGUUCUUUCUUCUAGAAUCUCUAUUGGACUCUUUCCAUCGUGUUCUGGCAUUUUGGCGUAAUUAUGCGGAAGACGAUCCCAGCAGUCACUAGCGUACUCAACACAGUAACACCAAAGACGUCGAUCAACCUUCGUUAGCAUUGUUCUCACGCUGCCAAACAAGGCCCGCAUAAAACGUUCAACAGUCCCACUCAUUUCCGGACUAUAAGGAACAGCCGGACUGUCUGAGACCCGCAGCGAUUGCAUGAGUUUGGUCAUGUCAUCACUACCGAGGACUGGUUCGCCAUCCCUCCGGAUGAACCAUACUACCUUGUCAUCUAGCGAUAAGGAGUAGUCCUGUCGAAUGCCUUUUAUGACUUGUUCUAUGUCCUCCACACAGUCACUUUUAAGCUUCAGCGGUCGACAAAGCGCCUUCUUAAUUACGUCACAUAUGACAACUAGAACACAUCUCAUAGACCUUACUGAAACAGGUUUUAUUCCUACAGCAAAGUCUAUUGCAAGUAGUUUGAGGGGUUCAGGUUUGUAGGUGGUCAUAUCUCUAGAGUUUGCGUGGGAUUUUCGUUGUCCUUUAUGUAGGUCACAUUCUGGGCAACUAACUUGUAAACCAUCUAUGUGAAAGUGUCCACAUCUCCUGUGUAGUUCUAAUCUCGUAAGAUAGCAACUAGAGACACCUUCUUCAAUAGAUGAGCAAGUGAAACCAAUUUCAUGUUUGUUUUCAAAGAAAUUACAUGCGAGAACGGGUAGCUGCAAGCGUGGGUGAGCUCUGAUGGGUAGCAUCUGGACGGUGUCCGUGUGCACGAUACAACCACCAGAGCCUUUGAAAUUAAACUCCCACCCUAAUUGCGAGCAGUUUCCGUCUCCUAACCAUGGCAAUAAGCGAUCUAUGUUUCCAGGUAGAGAAUCAUAGUAAACUCCAUUCUUUAGUCCAAAUAAGUUGUUCUUGAGUUUUCCGACUUUUCCGUCUUUAGUACCUGCACUACCUGUUAUUCUACAGAUGUUGUAACCAAUUUCAUCAAAAUCAUCUAUGUGUCGUGAAAGAUAUUUGUUUGCACAACUGUCAACUAGAGUUGCUUCUUCUGAUGUUCUAGUGUUCAAUGUUGUGAAACUAUAUCCAUCUGUAUUGUAGCUAUCAGCAUAAUUAUCAGCAUUUGUUAUUAUUUCAUCUUCUUCGAAAUUCAGCGAACACUUCCCAAAUUCGUACGGUUCCGUCGCUCAGCUUCGGUUGUGCGAGUUCAUGAAGUUGAGCAUCUCCGCAACCUGCGACAUGUGGAUCAUACCACUGAUAUUACCCUUUCCACCUUUGCCUCUAGAACUACUAGAUGCGGCUCCGGUAGUCCAACUUCCCUGUCCCUGUUGAAGGGCUUGCGUGUUAUGCCAGCACUCGGAGGACUUGUGUCCGACCUUGUGGCAGCAAGCGCAGCGGGGUGGAUAGGUAUUCUUAUUUCCUUUUCCUUUGUCUUUCUUCGGCUUUUGUCCGCCGUUCUUUCCUCCUUUGGGUUGGUACCCGUAGGAGUUGUAGACCUCGGCGAUUGCCUUCUUCUUUUCUUUCUGCUUGAAACGCUUGAGGGCGUUAGCGGAAAUGAAGGCCUUACCAUCUGCCUUAUUGGCCUCUACCUCGUCAUCAUCCUCAUUCUUAUCAUCACGAGGACGCUUGUUCGAGGUUUCCUGAACAUUGACCGGAAACGCUUUCCCGAAGGAGUCGUUCUCAAUUUUGUAGGUUCCCUCCUCGAUCAACGUUGUGAGACGUUUCUCAAGUCGGUCUCCAAUUUGGUCAAAUGUCAGGCCAUCUUGUUCUUGCAUCCGCUCGAUAGUCGCUUUGAAGUUCUUGCAGAACAACUCAGGCAACUUCAGCAGGAUCGCUCCGCUCUGUUGAUCAGCGUCGGGCAGAUCUGCAUCCGGCGGGAAGACGGUGGGCGAUUGGUUCAUGAUGUCGCGGAUCUUCGAGAGGAACUCCUUGACAUCUGCAGGCUGGUCGCUGUUGUGGAACUUCGUCAGUCCCUCCGACAACGGCUUGACCUUCAUGCGCUGCUCCUGGCGAUUGUUCGCGUUGAAGUUCCCUUGAUCACGAAGUAGAGCAACAACUUCACCAGCAUCCAUUUCGUCCACCGCGCCAUCGUUAUUCCGAUUGUCGACGAACGACUUGGCCGCACCUUUCAGACUUCGUAUGAUUACGUCUUUCAGGUUGCGCCACUUCUGGCGGGUCGUUUCUUCACGACUGGCAUUACCUUGCGGUAUACCAUGUGGAACGGCCGGCACGUUGACUACAUUCGUGUAGUUCUCAAGUAAGCCUAGGCGACUAGCUUCUUGACGUACAGCUCGUUGCCACUCGCGCCAGUCGGACUUCUGUCCCAACUUCUUGAGGAUCUCCUUGGCCUCGCAGGACAUUUUGAUGGAUUUGUUUAUUUUACUACACUACUUCCAAUUUUAUUUUACUUUUGCCGCUUAAGGGUUAGACCAGUGUUGGACCACAAGAGCACAGGCCUCCGUGCCUUGGUUCGUUUCUCAGUGGAAACACAAAGUCAGAAUCUUGAAUGCAAGCAAAUCUUGAUACUCCUGCCUGAGACUUGCGAUCUCUGGCUGGUGUAGUCCCUGUUUGGUUCAUUGGGUAAGAUGAAUCAUACAUCAGCACCAUAAGCAUGUCAGAAGGGAUCGGACUGAACAUGCAUCGUACGACUAGGAUCAGUACACACGUACCUAGUCUACGCAUUGAUCAUUAUGAUUAUGCGCUGAAUGUGCAUUGAGUGUGCAUUGGAAGUAGCAUUCAUGAUCAUUAACAUUCGUGUCUUGUGAGAUCAUCCCGAUGACAGUCGAACGCGAGGCUUUGUGCGAGCCACUGAGAACAGAACGCCACGACAUCCGAGAGGCUUGAACCAUACAUGACCAACAGAAUGAAUAAAGAUGGAUAAUCCUAGCACUACUGCGUAGUACUGCGCGACGCUCCUAACCAUCUUUGUAAUAAUACUAGACUACGAGACUACCUAGUGAUCGUCGUGUACUAUUAUGAUAUUAUUUAUUAGAAGAAGCAUACUUGGCACACUUGACCACAGGUAUGCAUUUGUAGCGCAAGAUUAAUAAAGGCAUACUUGGUACAGCACUUGACCACCACCUCCAUGCAUGUAUAGCCGCGUACGGCCACAAACUAAGCAAUAACCUAACCUAGUACACGUGACAACUACCUGGGCUACAACGUAGUAGCUACCACUACUCACGUAGUUCGCGUAAUGGUAAUAGAGAAGCUGGAACGUAAUAGCUAGCAAACUUUCCAAAUCAGGCCGACGAUCAAAAUGCCGUCGAAUGGGUAAUGGCAAGGAUAUCCGGUCCAGAGCAUUGCCUUCAAAUUCUUGCUCAUUCAACCACGACGAGCGACACAGCGGCAUCUGCCGCGAUUCGUGCAGCGCUUAAGGCAACAUAAUUGAAACUUUGAGCACAGCGAAUGUCGCCGUGAAGCCUUUCUAGGAAGACCUUCAUCAGUAUGUUAUAAUUGUUGAAAAUUCAUACAACAACUCGUCGUUGAACGUUCAUAAUUAUACUGAUUCCGUCUAUAUGAUAUAUCUUUGCCCCCCACCAUAAGCAUAGCACUUAAGUCAGUCAGAAAGAUCCAGCCAUGGGUAAGGGACGUUAGUUGCCAAUAUCCGAUCUUGUUUGAAUGUUGAUAAUAUUGAUCUUUGUGCUUUCAUACCGAUCAUUCCGUCUAUAUGAUAUAUCUUUGUCCCCCACCAUAAACAUAAUACUUCGAGCCUCGAUAGAGUUCUCUGAACAAGAGGCAAAAUGAAAGCCCCUAUAGUACUUCUCCAAACCAUCUAAGAUAAAGGCGGAGGAGAAGACGCAGCAGAGGCAAGAAGAUGCAGAUGGAGAUGAGAGAAAG
This is a messenger RNA of Amoebophrya sp. A25, 7391 nucleotides long. The record is from the annotation of a GenBank genome assembly. NCBI's taxonomy places the organism in Eukaryota, Dinophyceae, Syndiniales, Amoebophryaceae.